AUGGACACUAGUACCUGGAGUCCCGCAGUCACUACCUCGGCUGCGCCCCUCGCGCCGCACGAGCGUAUCCGCAAUGCCGCCGACAUCUCCGUAAUCGUCAUCUACUUCGUGGUGGUGAUGGCUGUCGGGCUCUGGGCUAUGUUUUCCACUAAUCGUGGGACUGUUGGAGGCUUCUUUCUGGCGGGCCGAAGUAUGGUGUGGUGGCCGAUCGGAGCCUCUCUCUUCGCUAGUAACAUCGGAAGUGGUCACUUUGUGGGACUGGCAGGGACAGGAGCGGCUGCAGGCAUUGCCAUUGGAGGCUUUGAAUGGAAUGCAUUGAUUUUGGUAGUUGUGCUGGGCUGGGUGUUUGUCCCCAUUUACAUUAAGGCUGGGGUGGUGACGAUGCCAGAGUACCUGAGGAAGCGGUUUGGAGGCAAGCGAAUCCAGGUCUACCUCUCUAUCCUGUCCCUGCUGCUCUACAUUUUCACUAAGAUCUCGGCAGACAUCUUCUCUGGGGCCAUUUUCAUCAACCUGGCCUUGGGCUUGGAUCUAUACCUGGCCAUUUUUCUUUUAUUGGCAAUCACUGGCCUUUACACUAUCACAGGGGGCCUGGCGGCUGUGAUUUACACGGACACCUUGCAGACAGCGAUCAUGCUGGUGGGGUCUUUCAUCCUGACUGGCUUUGCUUUUCAUGAAGUAGGAGGGUACCAAGCCUUCAUGGAAAAGUAUAUGAAUGCCAUUCCAACCAUGGUUUCUGAUGGAAACAUCACUGUCAAGGAAGAAUGCUAUACUCCGAGACCCGAUUCCUUCCACAUCUUCCGGGACCCUCUCAAGGGAGACCUCCCAUGGCCUGGACUCAUCUUUGGGUUGGCCAUCCUUGCCAUGUGGUACUGGUGCACAGAUCAGGUUAUUGUACAGCGCUGCCUCUCAGCCAAGAACAUGUCUCAUGUGAAGGCUGGCUGCACCCUGUGUGGGUACCUGAAACUGCUGCCCAUGUUCCUCAUGGUGAUGCCAGGCAUGAUCAGCCGCAUCCUGUACACAGAAAAAGUUGCCUGUGUCCUUCCCUCGGAAUGUGAGAAAUACUGCGGCACCAAGGUGGGCUGUACCAACAUUGCAUACCCAACCUUAGUGGUGGAGCUCAUGCCCAAUGGACUGCGAGGCCUCAUGCUGUCAGUCAUGUUGGCCUCUCUUAUGAGCUCCCUGACCUCCAUCUUCAACAGCGCCAGCACCCUCUUCACCAUGGACAUCUAUACCAAGGUUCGCAAAGGUGCAUCUGAGAAGGAGCUCAUGAUUGCAGGAAGGUUGUUCAUCCUGGUCCUGAUUGGCAUCAGCAUCGCUUGGGUGCCCAUUGUGCAGUCGGCACAAAGUGGGCAGCUCUUUGAUUACAUCCAGUCCAUCACCAGUUACUUGGGACCACCCAUUGCAGCUGUUUUCCUGCUUGCUAUUUUCUGCAAGAGAGUCAAUGAAUCUGGUGCCUUCUGGGGAUUGAUCUUAGGAUUUUUUAUUGGGAUAUCCCGUAUGAUUGCUGAAUUUGCCUAUGGAACCGGGAGCUGCAUGGAGCCCAGCAACUGCCCCACAAUUAUCUGUGGUGUGCACUACUUAUACUUUGCCAUCAUCCUCUUUGCCAUUUCUAUCAUCACCAUCAUUGUCGUCUCCCUCUUUACUAAGCCCAUUCCAGAUGUGCAUCUCCACCGUCUGUGCUGGAGUCUUCGCAACAGCAAAGAGGAGCGAAUUGAUCUGGAUGCAGAAGAGGAGAACAUCCCAGAAAUCCCAGAGGAGACCCUUGAAAUCGUAAUAUUUUUAUGCCUUUCCUCUGAUACAGAAGUUUCUGAGAAGAAGAAAGGAUGCUGCCGGCGGAUCUAUGACCUGUUCUGUGGGCUGGACCAGCAGAAGGGCCCUAAGAUGACUAAGGAAGAGGAGGCAGCAAUGAAGCAGAAGUUGAUGGACACUUCUGAGAGGCCUUUGUGGCGGACAGUCACGAACAUCAAUGGCAUCAUUCUGCUGGCUGUUGCUGUCUUUUGCCAUGCAUUUUUUGCCUGA
Molecule: messenger RNA, 2019 nt
Organism: Chrysochloris asiatica (Cape golden mole)
Lineage: Eukaryota; Metazoa; Chordata; Mammalia; Afrosoricida; Chrysochloridae
Gene: SLC5A1
Product: solute carrier family 5 (sodium/glucose cotransporter), member 1
Exons: 15
Coding region: 1-2019 (672 amino acids)
Biological process (GO): sodium ion transport; transmembrane transport
Cellular component (GO): plasma membrane
Molecular function (GO): D-glucose:sodium symporter activity
Source: RefSeq, a predicted model, not a curated record